AUGUUGAAUUAUUAUUUAAUUAUAUUUAUUUUUAUAUUAAUAAAUAAAUGUUUAACGAAUGAAUGGGAUUACAGUGCUCAUGGGCCUGAUGUUUGGGGCGAAACAUUUUCAUCAUGUAAUGGAGAACGUCAAUCACCAAUAAAUAUAAAAACAGCAUGUACAGUUUAUAAAUCUUUUGAUCCAUUUAUUUUUACACCUGAACAUAUUGAAGAAAAUCAUUUUUUAAUACAAAACAAUGGUCAUACUAUAACUGUAGAAUCAAAUAACACAAAAUUAGCUAUUCAAGGUGGUAAUUUAAAUGGAACAUUUUACUUUAGUAACUUGCAUUUACAUUGGGGACCAAAUCAUAAUACUGGUAGUGAACAUCAAAUUAAUGGUAAUAAAUUUAGUGGUGAAAGUCAUUUUGUUUAUAAAAAUCCAUUAACAGAUGAAACAGUUGUUUUAAGUUUUCUUAUGCAAACUCAAAUGGAUGAAGAUAUAUCAUUAAAUAGUAAACAUAGUUUCUUUAAUGCAACAGAUGAAACUAAAUGGAUGAAAUAUUUUGAUGUUGCACAAAGAUUAAGAAGAGAAAAUGAUUCAAGAAGAAUUAACUUAACAUUAGCUUCAUUAAUGGGUAAUAAUUUAAAUGAUUACUGGAGGUAUUUCGGAUCAUUAACAAUUCCACCUUGUACUGAAAAUGUUAUUUGGAAUAUAUUUCGUUCACCAAUACUUAUAUUAGAUUAUGAAUUUGAUUCAUUUCGUCAUGAUUUAUUUUUUGAAAGUUUUCGUGGUCCACAAACAUUAUUUUAUAGAAAUAUUUAUAGAUCGUUUUUAAAUGAAACAUUAUCAACAAAUCCUGAUCAAAUAUGUUGUAAUCAACCCAUAUCAAAUGGUAUAUCAACUCUUUUUAACAGAGCUAUUUAUUUUGUUUAUUUAUUUUCAUCAAAUUUUUUUAUAAACUCUAUGAAAUAA
Messenger RNA from Adineta steineri, 951 nucleotides. The record is from the annotation of a GenBank genome assembly. NCBI's taxonomy places the organism in Eukaryota, Metazoa, Rotifera, Eurotatoria, Adinetida, Adinetidae.